Kwoniella shivajii is the source of this 1005-nucleotide messenger RNA. RefSeq lists its product as uncharacterized. Gene Ontology annotation, biological process: DNA replication; DNA damage response. Gene Ontology annotation, cellular component: nucleus. The transcript has 4 exons. Gene Ontology annotation, molecular function: double-stranded DNA binding. The record is from RefSeq and is a predicted model, not a curated record. Bases 1 to 1005 code for a protein of 334 amino acids. Lineage: Eukaryota; Fungi; Basidiomycota; Tremellomycetes; Tremellales; Cryptococcaceae.
AUGGGAAAAGCAGAAGCUGGAUCCGCUAAAGCUAUAGGAAACGCCAUAAAGGCUAAAGGUCUCGGUAGGCUGAGAUGGUAUUGUCAAGUGUGUGAGAAACAGUGUAGGGACGAGAAUGGAUUUCAGGCGCAUUGCCGAUCUGAGCCGCACAUGAGGAAGAUACUAUUACUAGGACCGAAAGCGGGAGCUGCGAUAAACGAUUUUUCUCAACAGUUUCAAUCUGAAUUCCUACUGUUACUUCGAACGAGACAUCAGACGAACCGAGUGAGAGCCAACGCCGUGUACAAUGAGUAUAUACAAGAUAAACAUCACGUUCACAUGAAUUCGACCAAAUGGGUCACCCUGAGUGGUUUCAUCCAAACUAUAGGUAAACAAGGUAUCGUACAUGUCGAUGAAGAUGAAAAAGGUAUUUGGAUAACUUGGGUCGAUAACAGACCUGAAACGCUGGCCAGGCAGGCCGCAUCACAACGAAAAGAUAGAUCACAGAUGGACGGCGAAGAACGCGAGCGUAAAAUGCUACAAGAUCAAAUAGCAAGAGCCAAAUCCCAACAAACAGACGUCGAACAAUCAGCGGGAUUGGAAAAGAAAGAAGGAGAAAAAAUCACUUUGAACUUAUUCGGAUCGUCCACAAACGAGGACACCAAACCAGACCUAAGCGCAGAGGCCGACGUCAAGGCGGAAGAGCACACCACACUCAACAGCAACGGAGCUGAUUCAGGAAACGGUACAAUCAAAUCAUCUUUUGGAAGUUUCUCGACUCCAUCAUCAACCACCAUAACGUCGAAACCAAUAACGAUCAAUCCACUCAAACGACCAGCCCCAGUAAACGUAUUCAAAUCGUCUAAACAGUCUAAAACAGAUCGCAAUGAAGAUGAACACAAUGUAAAUGGAGGAGGGAAAAAGUUUAUGAGUGAAUCUGAGAGGUUGAUGAAAGAGGAUCAAGCUAGGAAAUCUCGUACUGGUGUUGGAUAUAGAGGUAUGGGACCAUCAAGGGGAGCUAGAUGA